AAUGGGUAUAAAAGCGACCCACCUCGAACAGAUGAUAUCAAACGAACCUCAAAACGUAAACCAUAACGAUCCAAAAUGCGCUCCGUGCUCAUCCUUUCCGUUGUUCUGGCCGUGAUCCUUGGCGCCCACGCCUACAGUGCCACCUGGGGAAAGGCGAAGAAUACCGAUUACCAGCUUCUCCACCAAGUCGAGAUCCGUUAUCCCAUCAAGAACAACUACUGGAAUGUGAACAUCAAUUACCCCGCCUCUGGUGUUGGUUACUAUAACAUUUCGGCCAUCUAUGUGUAUGACAACUUCAAGAACAGCUCCGGUGCCAGUCCCACUCUCUAUUCCGGCGGCCCUGGAUACCGUUUUGCCACCAUUAACCUCAAGAGCCAGGUCAACCGCGGCAUCAACUCCACUGUUGUGAUCUACGGAAAAUAAAUAUGCAUUUCUAGAAAUUGA
This is a messenger RNA of Drosophila ananassae, 444 nucleotides long. RefSeq lists its product as uncharacterized. Lineage: Eukaryota; Metazoa; Arthropoda; Insecta; Diptera; Drosophilidae. The record is from RefSeq and is a predicted model, not a curated record. The transcript is spliced from 2 exons. The coding region runs from base 76 to 423 and encodes 115 amino acids.